AUGGGUUAUCCACCUGAUUUCAGCCAUGAGCCAUUACCACAUGACAAUAAGGAAGUGGAGAGUUUGGACAGUGAGGAUACAUUAAAGAUCACACACAACCUUCUGGACAGAAGAAGUCAAACUCUGCUGACAGUCCAACAAGACAUUAAGGCUAAACUGAAACAUAAGUAUCAACACAUAUCUGAAGGAAUUGGACACCAUGGAAACCAAAGUCUGUUAAAUGACAUUUACACAGAGCUCUACAUCACAGAGGGUGGAAGUGGAGGGCUCAAUAAUGAACAUGAGGUGAGACAGAUAGAGAUGGCAUCCAAGAAACAAACCACACAAGAGACACCAAUCAAAUGCAACGACAUCUUCCAGAAUAAAAAAAAGAUAUUCAGGAAACCGUCUAAACCAUUAGGCAGAAUUUCUUCUUCAUCUGAGAGUGACACUGAAUCUUCCCUUAACGGAGAGUCAGACAACCAUAUCAAGAGGAUAGGUUUUACAAACCUGACAAAAGGAAUCGCUGGCAUUGGAAAAACAGUCUCUGUGCAGAAGUUCCUCCUUGACUGGGCAGAGGGAAAAGCAAAUCAGGACGUUCAUUUCAUGUUUCCUCUUCCUUUCCGUGAUCUGAACCUGAAAAAGGACCAAUACAGUCUGAUGCAACUUCUUUCCCACUACUUCUCAGAGCUGAAAGAGAUUGACAGCAUUGAAGAUGGUGAAACCAAAACUGUUUUCAUUUUGGAUGGUCUGGAUGAGUGUCGACUUCCUCUAGACUUCAAAAACAAGGAGAAGUGCUGUGAUGUCACGAAGCCAACCUCAGUGGACGUGCUGCUGACAAACCUCAUCAAGGGGAAUCUGCUUCCCUCUGCUCAUCUCUGGAUAACCACACGGCCUGCAGCAGCCAAUCAGAUCCCUCCUGAGUGUGUUGACCAGGUGACAGAGGUACGAGGGUUCAAUGAUCCACAGAAGGAGGAGUACUUCAGGAAGAAAAUCACAGAUCAGAAUUUGGCCAAUGAAAUCAUCAAACACGUGAAGAUAUCAAGGAGCCUCCACAUCAUGUGCCACAUACCAGUCUUCUGUUGGAUAUCAGCCACUGUCCUUGAGAUGAUGCUGAAAGAGGCAGAGAAGGAUGAAGUCCCCAAAACUCUGACCCAGAUGUACUCACACUUCAUUCUCAUCCAAAUCAUUGUGAAGAACAGGAAGUACAACAAAGCCCCAGAGACAAACCCAAAGGAACUGUCUCAGUCAGACAAAGAGAUGAUCCUGAAACUGGCAAAGCUGGCUUUCCAACAGCUGCAGAAGGGCAACCUGAUCUUCUAUGAGGAGGACCUGAGAGAGUGUGGCCUUGAUGUCACAGAGGCAUCAGAGUACUCAGCGUUGUGUACAGAGAUCUUUAAAGAAGAAUCUGGGCUGUACCAAGACAAGGUCUACAGCUUUGUGCAUCUGAGCAUUCAGGAGUUUCUAGCAGCAGUGCAUGCUUUAGAAUCAUGUCUGGACAAGAAGGAAAAUGUUUUCUCCUCCAAAGCAGAGUCAUUCAAAUUGUCUGACUUACACAGGACAGCAGUGGUCCAGGCCUUGAAGAGUGAGAAUGGAAACCUGGACCUGUUCCUCCGCUUCCUUCUGGGUCUCUCACUGGAGUCCAAUCAGAAUCUGUUACGAGGCCUUCUGACACAGACAGGAAGUACAACACAGACCAAUGAGGAAACAGUUAAGAGAACAGUCAGGUACCUUUCAGACAAGAUCAAAAGGGAAUCCUCACCAGAAAGGAUCAUCAACCUGUUCCAUUGUCUGAAUGAACUUGGUUCCAACUCUCUAGUUGAAGACAUGCAGACCUCCCUGCGAUCAGGAACUCUUUCAGAAACAAGACUAAAACCUGACCAAUGUUCAGCCCUGGCCUACCUGUUACUGAUGUCAGAGGAGGUGCUGGAGGAGUUUGACCUGAAGACAUACAACACAUCAGAGAAAGGUUAUCAGAGGUUGCUGCCGGUAGUGAAAACCUGCAAGAGAGCACUACUGGAUGGCUGUAAAGUCACAUAUAAAUCCUGUGAGACUCUGGCCUCAGCUCUGCAGACACCAAACUCCCCCCUGAGAGAACUGGACCUCAGCUACAAUGACCUGGGAGACAGAGGAGUGGAGCUGCUCUGUGUUGGACUAGCCAGUUCACUCUGCAACAUACAGACACUAGUUCUGGGUCAGUGUGGUCUGACAGAGGGUUGCUGUUCAGAUCUGGCCUCAGUCCUGAGUUCACCCAACUCACAACUGAACCAACUGGAGCUGAGAAACAAUGACCUGCAGGACUCAGGAGUUACACUGCUGUCUGCUGGACUGGAGGAUCCAGACUGUAAACUACACACACUAAGGCUGUCUGGCUGUCUGGUCACAGAGGAGGGCUGUGCUGCUCUGUCUUCAGCUCUGAGGUCAAACCCCUCCCACCUGAAAGAGCUGGACCUGAGCUACAAUCACCCAGGAGACUCUGCAGGGGGACUGCUUUCAGCUGCUCUGGUGGAUCCCACAUAUAAACUGAUGAAGCUGAAUGGUGGAGAGUGCAGGCUGAAAUCAGGGCCGACAAAAUAUGCCUGUCAUCUCACCCUGGACCCAAAUACAGCAAACCCAAACCUGGUACUGUCUGAGGGGAACAGGAAGGUGACAUUGGUGGAAGAGAAGCAGCAUUAUGAAGACCAUCCAGACAGAUUUGACUAUCUUUACCAAAUUCUCUGCAAAGAAGGCUUAUCUGGAUCUCGUUAUUACUGGGAGGUGGAGAUGGAUGGUGACAUGGCUGACAUUGGUGUGGUGUACAAAGGACUGAUGAGGAAGGGAGGGGAGGUUGACAGUAGGAUUGGAGCCAAUAGGAAGUCCUGGUGUUUGUACUGCUCUGAUAGAGGUUAUUACUUUGACCAUGCUGGAGUCUGUAGGAGAUCCAUCCCUGGUCCUGUUUCUAACAGAGUUGGAGUGUAUCUGGACUGGCCAGCUGGUACUUUGACCUUCUAUAGUGUGUCCUCCUCUGGUACACUGACACACCUUUACACAGAACGCACCACAUUCACUGAACCCCUCUAUCCUGGGUUUGGGGUUUACUCCUCAGUGACUCUGUGUCAGAUAGAUGACCAACACAUUCAGAGGAGGAGCAGGAGGAGACAUAAUAGUGAAGAAGAAGAUGGUCACAGGACACAUAAACACAAGAAGAGCAAGAGAAGCAAAGGUCCUAGUGUAAGAAUGUUUAGAAGAUAAAUACACAACGCAUUGGAGGUGUGUUACUGUACUCUACAGUCUUCUAGAGGUCAAGAGGGAAUUAACGAUCAAUGGAAAUAGUUGUUUUUCUGUAAUAGGGACUUAAUGAUUAAUAGGUCAGAGACUUGUCAUGAAUUUCACUCCUUGGACUCAUAGCCACAGUUGAAGUCGGAAGUUUACAUACACUUAGGUUGGAGUCAUUAAAACUAGUUUUCAACCACUCCACAAAUUUCUUGUUAACAAACUAUAGUUUUGGCAAGUUGGUUAGGACAUCUACUUUGUGCAUGCAAAGUAAUUUUUCCAGCAGUUGUUUACAGACAGAUUAUUUCACUUAUAAUUCACUGUAUCACAAUUCCAGUGGGUCAGAAGUUUACAUACACUAAGUUGACUGUGCCUUUAAACAGCUUGGAAAAUUCCAGAAAAUUAUGUCAUGGCUUUAGAAGCUUCUGAUAGGCUAAUUUACAUCCUUUGAGUCAAUUGGAGGUGUACCUGUGGAUGUAUUUUAAGGCCUACCUUCAAACUCAGUUCCUCUUUGCUUGACAUCUUGGGAAAAUCAAAAGAAAUCAGCCAAGACCUCAGAAAAAAAAUGGUAGACCUCCACAAGUCUGGUUCAUCCUUGGGAGCAAUUUCCAAACACCUGAAGGUGCCACUUUCAUCUGUACAAACAAUAGUACACAAGUAUAAACACCAUGGGACCACGCAGCCGUCAUACCGCUCAGGAAGGAGACGCGUUCUGUCUCCUAGAGAUGAACGUACUUUGGUGCGAAAAGUGCAAAUCAAUCCCAGAACAACAGCAAAGAACCUUGUGAAGGUGCUGGAGGAAACAGGUACAAAGUAUCUAUAUCCACAGUAAAACGAGUCCUAUAUCCACAUAACCUGAAAGGCCGCUCAGCAAGGAAGAAGCCACUGCUCCAAAACCGCCAUAAAAAAGCCAGACUACAGUUUGCAACUGCACAUGGGGACAAAGAUUGUACUUUUUGGAGACAUGUCCUCUGGUCUGAUGAAACAUAAAUAGAACUGUUUGGCCAUAAUGAUCAUCGUUAUGUUUGGAGGAAAAAGGGGGAUGCUUGCAAGCCGAAAAUCACCAUCCCAACCGUGAAGCAUGGGGUGGGCAGCAUCAUGUUGUGGAGGUGCUUUGCUGCAGGAGGGACUGGUGCACUUCACAUAAUAGAUGACUACAUAAGCGAGGAAAAUUAUGUGGAUAUAUUGAAGCAACAUCUUAAGACAACAGUCAGGAAGUUAACGCUUGGUCGCAAAUGGGUCUUCCAAAUGGACAAUGACCCCAAGCAUACUUCCAAAGUUGUGGCAAAAUGGCUUAAGGACAACAAAGUCAAAGUCAACUUCCGACAUCAACUGUACAUGUGUCAAGAUAUCUCAUUGGUCUAAAUGUACAUUGAACCUGAUACUUGUUAUCUGGCAAUUGGCCCAAUUUUACUGCAAGGAAUCAUAAUUGGUCAAACACAGGCUAGUGUUGGGUUAUAAAUUACAUCCUGUAACUUUGGACAGGGAAGAAUGAAGAAUGAACAUCGACCUUCCCCUUCUCAGCAUAACAUCUAUGAUUCGUUCUAUUUUACUAAACUACUUUUUCUCCCCCUGAUUUGCUUUGGGUUUUGUGUUAUUGAAGAAUAACAUCAACUGCUAACACUAGUGAUGACAUGGGAGAAGAACAGGAGAACCAGGACACCUUGAAGUGAUCAUCUGUCUCUCUCUCCUCCAUCUCUGCCUCUGUUUCCCUCUAUACAUCCCUCCAUCUCUUUAUCACUCUCUCCUCCCUCCAUCUCCUUCAUACCCAUCACCACUACAAUGGUGUAAGACAUUGACGGGUAGUAAAACUACUACAGGUCCCCUUAACACAAGUCUUGAGGUCGAUGUUACGGAUACAGGUAUCCUGUGUGUGUGUAUUCUGUGUGUUUCUUUUCUCUCCUUCUCCCCUCACAGGUGGCAAUCAUCAUUCCCCAAUCAGUCAUCAAUCAGAAGACACACCUCCUCCUGUUUCCAUUACCCAAUCACAUCCCCUUUCCCUUGGUUUAAAACCCCAUUCAGUUGUUUUCUCUAGAGCUCGAUCUCUUUGUUUCAAUCUCUCUCUCUCUCUCAAUCUCUCUCAAUCUCUCUCAAUCUCUCGCUAUAUCUCGCUAUAUCUCGCUAUAUCUCGUUCUCUCAAUCUCUCUCAAUCUCUCUCAAUCUCUCGCUAUAUCUCGCUAUAUCUCGCUAUAUCUCGUUCUCUAAAUCUCUCUCUUUGGAUUGAGCUGUCUUUUGUUUUUGCAACUACAUGUCACUUUGUCCCCACCUGUGAAUAUUGUUUUUGUUAUGGUGUUUGACUGUUUGUUUGAUGGUGGGAAAAGGGGGUACCAAGACAAAUCGCCCAUAGGCAUACACUACCCGUAGGAAUACUUUGUAUAUAAACACUAGUUAGAACUGGGCGGACCACCCACUGUAUUGUUGGUUAGUUAGCUAGCUGUUCUUAAAGCACGUAGUCUAGCUUAGGGGUGUUUUUGGAUACUUAUUAUUUCUUUCCUUGGGUCCAGCUCAGCCCCUUUUCCUGCCCCCCUUUACCGUGUGUUUACAAAUAAACCAGGAG
Salvelinus fontinalis (brook trout) is the source of this 5788-nucleotide messenger RNA. Its product is annotated as NACHT, LRR and PYD domains-containing protein 3-like. Gene Ontology annotation, molecular function: protein binding. The transcript has 9 exons. NCBI's taxonomy places the organism in Eukaryota, Metazoa, Chordata, Actinopteri, Salmoniformes, Salmonidae. The coding region runs from base 1 to 3210 and encodes 1069 amino acids. The record is from RefSeq and is a predicted model, not a curated record.